AUGCCUGAGAACAACACGUCCGAGGGAGUCGCCCAGACUAUCCAAACAGCCCACGAGCGCGUCCAUUCGGUGAACCCCUUCAUGGACCGCGAAUCUUACCCGACCGGAAGCCUCAGGAGCUACAAGAUCCUGACGGCCGCUUCAUGGCUCCUCCUCGUUGUCACGAGCAUCUACUACACCUUCAAUGCGCCUACCGAGGGCAAGCAUCACAGAGGCACCAUCUGGCACCAGAAUUCGCACCGCCACACGCCCUUUGCACUCAACUCUAUCAUCACCUCCGUCUACAUGAUUGUGCUGUACAUCCUCCAGAUCGGCUACUGCUGGCACCUGUACUCAGAGAACCCUGUUUACGUCAAGGCGGCCGCUGACGUUGGUUCGCACUUCAUCCUCAACAACCUUCUGUGGUUCGGUUUCAUUCACCUCUGGUGCCGUAGCCACUUCUGGCUUGCCGAGAUGCUGGUCAUCAUCAACUUCUUCAACCUCUCAGCCCUCUACUUCAAGCACUCGAGAACCCCGAGAUUCAUCCACAUCCCCGUUGUCUCCGGUCCUCUGGCUCUGAACUACGUUCUCCUGUUCACCGUCGGUGCUGCUGCCAUCAAUGCACACUCUUUACCUGCCAGAAUCUUGGCCAAUGUCAUGAUCUGGUCCAUCAUGGGCUACGGCUUCUUCUUCCUCGUCGCGUACAAGGACUACACCAUGGGCUUCAACCUGAGCGUUCUCUGUGCAGUCUCUCAAUUCCUGACCCACGUCAUUGCAUUCCAGUGGAUCUUCGCCUUUGUCAUCAUGGGCGUCCUGUUCAUUCUCUCUGUCUUGGUCAGCUUCCCUGGUAUCAUCGGCCAAGAUCCCUUCAAGCGUGGUGCUGUUGUCGACGAAGACAGAGAGAGACAGCCCCUGCUCCAGGAAGAAUAA
This is a messenger RNA of Aureobasidium musti, 909 nucleotides long. The record is from the annotation of a GenBank genome assembly. NCBI's taxonomy places the organism in Eukaryota, Fungi, Ascomycota, Dothideomycetes, Dothideales, Saccotheciaceae.